AUGACACCGCCAGCCCCAACCACAUCCACAAACUCACCCUCCCCCGCCCUCACAGCAACCUAUUCCUCUCCCACCAACAAACCCUUCACGCACUCGACUUCUCUACCCUCUCUCCAACUCAGCGAGUCCUCCAACUCCUCCCCAGCAACCGCUCAAAAGACCCAAUACCUAGCAGCGCUCCGCCAAGCAACAUCGCAAAUGCAAGAAGUCAUCAAUAAAGAGCUUACGGCGCGGAUGGAAGAGGAUAAUGCAAGGGCCGCGACAGCGGUAGGGGAAAAUGGGGAUGGGAAGGCUAAACUAAAGGGUGUGGAUGAGAAUAAGGAGGAGGAGAAUUAUGGGGAGGAGGUUGUUGAGGAGGAUUGA
This is a messenger RNA of Cadophora gregata, 363 nucleotides long. RefSeq lists its product as uncharacterized. Lineage: Eukaryota; Fungi; Ascomycota; Leotiomycetes; Helotiales; Ploettnerulaceae. The record is from RefSeq and is a predicted model, not a curated record. Bases 1 to 363 code for a protein of 120 amino acids. The transcript has a single exon.